Molecule: messenger RNA, 12868 nt
Organism: Sapajus apella (tufted capuchin)
Lineage: Eukaryota; Metazoa; Chordata; Mammalia; Primates; Cebidae
Gene: LONRF2
Product: LON peptidase N-terminal domain and ring finger 2
Exons: 12
Coding region: 146-2410 (754 amino acids)
Molecular function (GO): protein binding
Source: RefSeq, a predicted model, not a curated record
GCCGCCCCCAGACGCGCGUGGCUGCUGGCGAAGGCUGAGACCGCGCUCCCGCCGGCCAGUUUGCAGCAGCGGCAGCGGCAGCAGCAGCGCAUCCUCCCUGCUCCGCGCCUUCGCUCCGGACUCGCGUCGUCGAAGCCCCGCGGUGAUGAGCCCCGAGCCCGUCCCGCCGCCGCCGCCGCCCCAGUGCCCCGGCUGCGACCGCGCGGAGCCGAUCGCCCAGCGCUGGGAGGAGGGCGACGAGGCCUUCAGCGCGGGCGAGUACGAGAUGGCAGCCGAGCUCUUCCGCUCCUUGCUGGCCGGGCUGGCGCAACCGGACCGCGGCCUGUGCCUGAGGCUGGGGGACGCGCUGGCCCGCGCCGGCCGCCUCCCCGAGGCCCUGGGCGCCUUCCGUGGCGCCGCGCGGCUCGGGGCGCUGCGGCCGGAGGAACUAGAGGAGCUGGCGGGCGGCCUGGUGCGCGCCGUAGACCUGCGCGAGCGGCCGCCGUCCGCUGAGAACCCGGGCUGCGAGCCGGAGGCGCCUGCGGAGGGAGGGCCGGCCCCGGCGCCCCGCACGCCCCGCGACCUACUCGGCUGCCCGCGCUGCCGGCGGCUGCUGUACAGGCCAGUGACGUUGCCCUGCGGGCUCACGGUUUGCAAGCGCUGCGUGGAGCCGGGGCCCGCGCGGCCUCAGGCGCGGCGCGUGAACGUGGUGCUGUGCGGCCUGCUGGAGAGGUGCUUCCCGGCCGAGUGCAGGGUGCGCAGGCUGGCGGGCCUGGCGCGGAGCCUGCAGCGCCAGCAGCAGCCCGAGGCCGCGCUGCUCAGGUGCGACCAGGCCCUGGAGCUGGUUCCUGAUGAUAAUUCAUUAUUGCUGCUGCGGGCAGAGUUAUAUUUGAUCACGAAGAACUAUGAGCAAGCUCUCCAGGAUGCCAGCACAGUUUGUCAGAAUGAACCUCUCUUGAUUAAGGGACAUCAUGUAAAAGCUCAAGCUCUUUCUGGAUUGGGAAGAAGUAAGGAAGUGUUAAAGGAAUUUCUCUACUGCCUUGCUCUAAAUCCUGAAUGUAACGCUGUGAAGAAAGAAGCACAGAAGGUAAUGUGUGAAGUGCUGUUUUCAGCUGCAGAAAGUGUGCAUGAGAAUUUAACAUCUUCCAUCCAAAGUAGAUUAGAGGCCCAAGGUCACAGCCACGUGAAUGCCCAGUCUCAGCCGGAAGACGGUGACGCAGGGAGCUCUGAGAAUUCAUCUGAGAAAUCUGAUAUGCUUGGAAAUACCAAUUCUGUAGUUCUAUAUUUCAUACUGGGUCUGCACUUUGAAGAGGAUAAAAAGGUGUUAGAAAGCAUCCUUCCGACAGCACCCAACGCUGGCUUAAAGGGACAGUUUCCAGAUGACAUGGAGGUUGCACCUGACCUGAACGCUCCUGGAAAAAUUCCCAAGAAAGAUUUCUCACCUCAAAGAAGCCUGAACUCUGAUAUGGAAGAAAGUCAGUGGCUCUCGCUUGAUGUGACUGACUUUGAGUGUGCCCUCUGCAUGAGGUUGCUCUUUGAACCUGUCACUACGCCCUGUGGACACACAUUUUGCCUGAAAUGCCUUGAGCGCUGCCUUGACCAUUCCCCACAGUGUCCAUUGUGCAAAGACAAACUUUCGGAACUAUUGGCAAGCAGAAACUUUAAUAUAACUGCUCUGGCUGAAGAAUUAAUAAUUCGGUAUUUGUCGGAUGAAUUGUCUGACAGGAAGAGAAUUUAUGAUGAAGAAAUGUCGGAACUGUCAAAUCUGACCAGAGACGUCCCCAUCUUUGUGUGUGCCAUGGCCUUCCCCACGGUCCCAUGUCCACUCCAUGUCUUUGAGCCCCGCUAUCGGCUUAUGAUAAGAAGAUGCAUGGAAACGGGCACCAGGCGAUUUGGCAUGUGUUUAUCUGCUGAGCACGCAGGGCUUUCAGAGUACGGGUGCAUGCUGGAGAUUAAGGAUGUGAGAACAUUUCCUGAUGGAAGUUCCGUUGUAGACGCAAUUGGCAUCAGUCGGUUCCGAGUGCUAAACCACCGCCACAGAGAUGGCUAUAACACAGCGGACAUUGAGUAUCUUGAAGAUGAAAGGGUGGAGGGUCCAGAAUAUGAAGAACUUGCCGCUCUCCAUGACUCCGUGCAUCAACAGGCUGUUUCCUGGUUUGCGUCUCUCCAGGAUCGCAUGAGAGAACAAAUUUUAAGUCAUUUUGGGGUGAUGCCAGAGAGAGAACCUGAGCCUCAGAGUAAUCCCAGUGGCCCUGCCUGGUCCUGGUGGAUCCUGGCCGUGCUGCCCCUGGAGCGCAAGGCUCAGCUGGCCAUCCUCGGCAUGACCUCACUCAAAGAGCGGCUCCUUGCCAUCCGACGGAUAUUAGUCAUCAUCACGCGUAAGAUGAAUAGUCGGCAGGAGCUGGCUAAUGCCAGGCAGAGAAAUAAUUGAUUUUUUUUUCUCUCUGUUAAGGUUUCUGGAAGCCCUUGUACUUUCAUAAAUGUCAGCCAUGGACGAAUAGCUGUCCAUUCAUUGUGCUUUGUCAAGUGCUUGUGGAUAAGGUUCCAAAAUGGAACACUUGCCAAAUAUUGAGUCCUCCUCAAAAAUGACAAUUCUGUGUCUGGUGGGAUCUGACCUUGUACAAGGUUAGCCUGAAGUCUGAAUGGAGCCCAUAGUUGAAAAACAACCUAAGAAAAUCUCUUAGAGGCAGAUGCUUGGGGAAUGCAAUUCACUGACAGCACAGGACCCCGCAGAUGGUUUACAUGUGGUUUAGGUUUCACGAGAAAGAAGGAUUCCCUUCCCAGUCAGUAUCUUGCUCUGCCAGGUGGAAAAGGCGUGCUUAAGUGUCUAGACAGUAGGAGGAAGCACGUUUUUAUCUGGAAGUGGAUUUCUUAGAACACAGGCUAACUAAAACGACGCCUAGGCUUUGUGUGUUGCUGUGAAGUUAUCUGUGAAAUUGAAUCAUCACACCAUUGUUCAGUGUGGGAGCCCAAACUAGUCCUUACCCAAGAAGUAGUAGCCACCGGGUAGAACUGUGUUUAGUGUUCUGUUGUAGUCCCAGGUGUUGUAAAUUGCAUGUUGUAAUCAAAUGAAUGUCAAAAUAUAAGAAAGUGUACCUUGGAUAUAGAAAAACCUAAGAACAGUAUAGUUCACUUGAGGAGAUAUAUAUAUAUAUAUAUGUAUAUAUAUAUAUAUUUACACACAAUAAAGUGAGCAAAAGUGAGUUAAAAUUGUAUAUACAUUGGGAUGUCAAACAUAAAACCGCCAAGUGCAAAGAACGCCUUGAAAGUAGAACCUUGUCUCAUUGACCAAUGGUUACUAAGCAUUUAGAAAAGUCAUCUUUUCUACUGGGAUUUUAAUUAGAAAUUAGACCCAUCAGUAAAUUCAGUUUACUAUCCAUUUAUUAAUACACAAAAACAUUAACAAUCUGUCAUACCAUGAUAAUCUGUCUAUUUCAGAAAAAUAGAUCAGAAUAUACGAAGGGAGGAUGGACGGUAUGAGAUGGAAAUAUUCAGCAGGUUUUUCUCCAACACCAACCUAAGAUUAUAUUUUUGAAAGAAAGUUUUACAGUGAUCAGACCAUGUGUUAUCUGUUAACGGACAGUACUAUAACUUCCAUCCUGUAAUGCACAUCGGUGAUAUUGAUUGGAAUAACUGAAUCUGAGAUACUCAUAUGUUCUCUCUGGCCUAACCAGCUGGUGCAUUGAGUUGGCUUCCUCAUCUGCAAGGUAGACAUUAUUAACCAGAGGGUCACAACCACUAAAGAGCACAUCACAGCUGCAAGUUUUGCUUUGUUCAUUGAAGUUGUAUGUGAUGUUUUAGUUUUUAAAUAUAUAUCUCAUAAUACACAAUGUUGAUGGUUAUCAAUCCAUCAAGCAUUUAGUAGAAAGACUUUACAAUAUUAUUAAUUUUUCUUGUAGUUUUCAGUAGAUAAAACUUAGUCUUAUCAUGAGAGUUAGAAAAUAACAGCGUCACUUAAUUAUAAGAGAAAAUGUGAAAGUCUUUUCCAAUCCAGUGUUUCAAGUGCCUCACUUAUUGUGAAUCUCAACUAUCAUCUUGAGAUGGUUUAAUGGCAGUUUGGCCAAGUGAUUUCUAAGAGAUUUUAUUAAUUUAUGCAUUAACAAUAGUAUUCAACUUUCUUAGGCAUUAUAACCUAACCCAAUGAUUUAAAAGGAAACAAAAUGCAGCUCACAUGCCAGAAGACCUUAACCAGAAGUGGUUUAUGAAAAUUGAUCUGCAUUGACCAUUCUCUGCCUUCCUCUUUUGGAAAAUCUUUUUGUACCUUCAUAUCACAGCCGAAUAGUUAUCAUCGCCAUUUCCAUUUGGAAGUGUCUAGAUAACCACAAUGUGAUCACAGCUUCUCCACGAGCCUUCCUAAAGUUAACUUGGUACACUUGCUAUAACAUUUGGAACCUGUUGCUUUCUCUUCCUCACUCUUUAAAUGUCAUGUCACACAGUUCUUAGAAUCAGAACUAUUCAGUUAUUUCUUCAUGAUUCUGCCUGCCUUUCUGGUCUUCUCAUUCUGCAUGUUGUUAUGUAAAAGCCUGAACAACAACGAUGACGCAGAUGAGAGCAACACAUGCUUUUAUUUUUUGAUACCAGAGGGAAUUAACUAUGAUCACAUCGUGCUCUCUCUGUUCAGCAUUCCACCCCCACAUGCUGCAGCGUGGGAGUAGAUUGGUACUUACUGAGCACUUAGAAACAUUAUGCAUCAGGAACAGAGUCAGGAUGACUGCGUCCUAUGGUCAUGUCGUGAAGGAAGCCUCCUUUUACAAACUGAAAAACAAAACAACCCCCAGCUUCAGUUUGCUGCCAAUCAAGCCAAAGCAGAACGUCUGCUUCCUCCUCUGCCUGCCCUCUUCUGCCCCUUUUCUGUCAGGGAGAUGCCAAUUCUAAGCAUUUCUCAGAAAAUAAUUUAAUUUCUCAUUCAAAGUCAGGACAUUCCAGCUUAAUUGAACUGAAAGUGCUCCAACAGUCAUGCUCUAGUUACAUUGGAAUAAAAGCAAAAAAGAGUAAUAGCAGAGUGGGGGAGUCAUUUUUCUUCUUGAGGAACAAUACCUGCUGUUCGGUAUUUUUCUAUUCGUUGCCCAAACCUGCCUGCGUCUUUGAAAUGCAAGUAAGAUCCCAAAGGCACCAUGGCCUUUUUAUCAUAUCCCAUCUCCUGUGUGUGUCCUCAUCUUCAGAAUUGAAAGUUAGGAUACUUUUUAAAUUUUCAAGAGAAUUUAAAAUGUUAAGGUUUACCUAAAAUGUUAAGGUUUAUCCAUAGAAACACAAUAAUUCUUAACCAAUUCAUAUACCAAAUUCAAUAGUAUUAUCUCAUUUAUAGGGUCACAAAUGUGUCAUUUUUGCACUUAAACCUCUUCCCCCUCAAAAACAAAAAACACCAAGACCAUUUAACAAAUGAUACAACUCUUAACGUAUGUCAAGUCUUACCAUAGGACUUUUGAAUAAUCAAGGAACAACUGAAGUUUAUGGAUGGUAGAAUUACAGUGAACUGCGGCAUCAUCACUGUAUUAUAACCUUUUUGGAAAAUUGGCAGUUGUUACCAUCACAAUAAUCCAUUGCCUAUGUUACAUAGAAUUUGUUAUAAUGUUUAAGUGCUUUAAAAAUUAUAAAGCACCAUCUGUUUAUUCUCCUUCUUGUCUUCUUUUGUGCCCCACCACUUAAAUUACUCGGGUAAAUGCUACUCUUCAAAAUUCAAAUACUGUCUAUCAAAUAAGAAGGAAUGCAAAAGAUAUGAAGAAGAAAGGCAAUUAGAAGCAAAUUAGAAGAAAAUAAAUGUGGGUGAUUUCUUUUAGUUGACAGCACAAAGUUUUAUUUUUCCCCAGUAUGGCUAUCAAGUUGAGUAGGGAGGUCCCUAUCUCCCCACUUUUUAGCAUAGACAGCAGUGGCAGCCAGUGGAAGGAGUUCUUCCCCUUCAACACCUUCCUGAAGGCCACAUUCUGAUUCUGUUGUUCACCAAAACCUAAUUCCCAGGGAAGCCAGCUCCAGAUAGGAAAGAUCAGCUGUGUGAGCCAUCGCCCACACAGGGAGAUAACUGAACCCCUUUGCCAGCAUCACCCCCUCUCUACUAGGGUGAGACACAUCAUUCGGCAUACUGGCUCUGACUCCCAGGGAAAGGCUUUUUCCCUUUACUUCAGCCUCACCUUGACUUUUACUUCUCAACUGCUGAAUUUCAUCAAAUAGCCUUUUAGCAGUUUCUCAGCUUUUAGGAGAGCAGAAAUAAUGAAGAAGUUGAAGUGCACCCAUUGCAAUUCCCCAAGUUGGGGACGUUAGCUCUGAUUUGCACCCAGGUCUGAUAAAGGUGACUGGAUGAGGACAUAGAGAGGUGGAUGCCAUGGAUAGUGUUUACUGUUCCUCACAAUUCCUGUAGACACGAGAGAAUGAGAGGCAGCAGACCACACCAGGGCAUGAGGGGAAGCACUGGAGACAGGCAGAAGCAGGAGUGAGGGAGAGCAUGGCUUAGACCCUCUAUGGUGUUGUUCUGCAGGACAGGCAGGGCAGGCAAACAGCUUAGACUGUCUGAUUUAAGUAACAGCUCAGACUCUAGGCUAUAUGGGUGGUCUGUAGCCAUCUGGCACCUGGCCCUGGGUGAUCAGGGUGGGAGAUACUGCCUCCUAGUUUGUAAGAGCCAGAUAGAGAAGGCAGUUUGGAGGAUGGGCUCUGCAUUGGUUACUUUGCUCCCAGGCUAGCCCUUUGCUAUGUCUAAGAAUUGACUCGCCCUGGGACGGGCGGUUUCUCCUGGGUCAGCGAGGUCCCCGAGAUGUCAAAAUAUCAUAAAAUAUAGAACUCACAACUAAUACAAUUGGUCCCUCUGCUGUUUUGAGAUACUGAGGUCACUUUCGAAAGCAAAAACUUUUAAAGAGUAGGGCAUUGCCUUAAAAAGCAUAGAAAACGUUUUAUUCUGAGAGUAGAAAGGAGGAACACACAUGGAAAUACAGGAGUCCCUUAGGCUGGCCCAUAGCUAAGGCUCUCAUGUAUAUGGCAUUAGUCAAGAACAUAGUUCUGCAGUUUUGGGGGGCCUCUACCAAUUUCUUGGUGCAGUUGUUAACGUGUUAAACAUACGAGCCUGGUGAUAUUGCGGUGUUUCUCGGCUUGGGGUGGCAGGUCUGGCAGUUGUGUGGUUGGGGGUGCGCAGUGAUAGUUCAGUAAAGGAUAUGCAGAGACUCGUGGUGUUCAUGUGUCACCACAGGGAGGGAGUGUCUAUGGAGGCGCAGGACAGGAGGUCGUGUGGAAAGCCAGCUGGGGCGGUAGGAGAAGGCCCUGGGAGUGGGUGCUCCUCCCCCAGGGGUUGAGGAGUUGACUGAUAGGAGGCAGUUCCCUCCUGGGAAAGCAAGACACUCCCUUAAGUAGUCCCUUCUUCCAGAGUUUUCAUUUAGACAUGGGAGUAUAGGGAGCCAUGUUUUGGCAGAAAGCAGGGCAUGUGUCAGGAUCAUGGGCUAAGCAGAUGGGAGGCCAGGAAACAUAGUGGACUCCUCAAUAUUAAAAGGAAGAACAACAAAAAUGUCAUAUGCCCACUUGGUGCCUCAGAAGAGGCAGCCCAUGGGCAUCACUAGGGCAGAGGUUUUAAUAUCUGGGACUAAGUCAUCUCCCACGGUGAGGCUGUGGCUGGGGCCAUGUCAUCUUCAGCCAUGAGCUGCUGGGCUGGGCAGUGUCUUCUGGGAUGUGAGGUCUCCGGCUAAGCGGAUCCCUACUUGUGCUGACGUGGUUCCCAGCACUUGGUUGAAACAGUGGCUUACCUGGAGGGUCUGGGCCUUUAGAUCAUAAACCAGUGAAAGCCCCCAGAUCAGUGGUAACAAGAUCGAUAGACACCAGAAUGCGUACAGCUGCACCUGACAGGGUUUUGAUUCUUCCUUUUUGGUGGAAGUUUAGGUUCAAGUGGGCUCCGUAUCAGAUGAGCAGCUGCCUGGCCUGUGGGAGCCCUGGGGUUAAUGGAUCCAGGAGAGAACAUAUUCUCUUUCUGGUCUCUAGCACUUAUCAGGUGGGCACAAGAUCCAAAAUUUAUAGGAAUAGGGAGAAACAUUAUAAAAGGCCCUAAUAUGUAAUGAGCUUUUAUAUACAAGAAAGCAAGACGUAGUCCUCUUUUUGUUUAAAGGGGGCUAUGGUAAUGUGUUUUAAAGUUUGUGUGAGGUGUGAGUCAGCCGAGAGGCCCUAAAUUAAGAGAGAUUAAGGUUUGUGGGGCAAGAUAGAGACCCAUUUCGGGGUCCAUUUGCAGACCAGAAUUUGAAAUGGAGCUGUCUGAGGAGACAUUAUGUCUCUUAGUUAAACCGGUUGUGUGAAACCUGUCAGGGCUGUGGAAGUUGUGACGAAGGCCUUUUCCCAGAGCCUAGUAUGGUGGAUUCUGAGACGUGGAAUGUGUGUCUCAGUUACUUUCAGUGAUGCCAGCCACCCUGAAGGGACGAGGAGUACCACGGCAAGACCUUGUAUCCCAGCUGUAGCACAUGUGAACAGGUGUGAUUUAGAUUUAGGUUUUGAUAUCUGUGAGGAAGAGUCCCAGAGUUUUUUAUCCUGAAGGGGGGCAACUCUUGAGCAGUGGUCCAACAGUUGGCCAUAAAUGUGAAAUUGGGGCCCUGUGCUGACCAGGGCCUCCAGCGUUAAGACGACUGCCUGACAUUGGCCAUGUGCAUUGCUUUUUGGGUUCCGAUUUGUAUCAGGGCAUCCUGGCUAAAGGAUGGAAAGAAGCAACAUUCUAUUGGGCUCCAUCAUUUAUAUGAGGGUUGGCAAUGUCAUCUCUACUGUUUGUGAACUCCCAGUGCUAUUCACUCAGUUAAUCUAAGGGACCCCAAGGGAUCUGGGGGAAGAUGACCUCACAAGGGACUGAGGACAUGGAAGACCACUCUCUUGAGGAUAGAAUGCAGCAGAGGGCCCAGGCUUGGAUCCAUCCUGUCCUAAGGAGGCAUCAGUAGUUUUGCUGAGCUUGUUAGGUGCUUAUGAUGAGCAACUGGAGAUUGGGGUCUUAGGCUCAGGUCUCUAGGAGCCUCUGUGUUCAGGAGAGCCCAGCAGGCACCCAGCCAUUUACUGUUAUAAUGAGGUAUAGCAUGAGUCUGAGAGGGGCAGUUUCUUCCAUCCGAAGCCCUUGGGCACCUAUGUCCAUCCUAAGUGGGCUGGAACUCCAGGCCUGCGUAGAGCUUGCCGGGGUUUCUAUAAUGAGGGGGCCUCUGAGGGCACCAACAGGAGUGCCCAUGGAUUUGAAUUUCGUUUGAUUUUAGAGGUUGUUUUCAGAGGGAACACCAUUUAAAGCAAGCUGAUUCGUAAGCAGCAGCAAGAAAAUUAAGUAGAAUGUGUAAAUGAGGACUACAUUGCCAUCAGAACCUCAAAAGUAUUUGAAGAUGUUGGACUUGCAUGUCCCUAAUGAGCAUGAUGAUGAAUCUCCUCAUUUGUGCUACUGGAGAAGGUGGAUGUGGUAUAGACCUUGUCUGCAGAGAUUGUGUGCUGUGGCAAAGCUGUGGAGCUCCCUGUGGGUGGCCUGCAAAGGUCUAUGUGUCCCUUCAGAGCAGGAGGCAAACUGCAGCCAAGAAGCUGUGCAAGCAGGCACUUAAUGGGACAUGUUAGCCAAGUCUGUAAGAUCAAAAUAUUGGCCAGUUAUUUAAGGUAUAGAAUUAGUAAUUUUAAUAAUACUGGAAAUUGGGUAAUAGAUGGGACCACAGCAAUAAGGUUGUAGUAGUCCACCACGAGGCACCCCCUUUUUUUUUCCAGGUUUAAGGAUAGAAAAAAUUCAGUGGAGAGGCAAUGGGUGUAAUUACUCUUUAUUAAUUAGUACAUUUUAAUUCUUGAAGGCCUCAUAUUUAACUGUUUUAACUGGAGGUCCAGGGACAUCGUUUAUCAAGCUAGUUUAUAAGUGCCAAAGACUGAUUUUAGUUUUAACUUAUUAUGUGUUAUAUUAGAGUAUCUGUGUCCAAUAUGGGAUAUUGGGGCACUGGGUACUAUGACCACGGGAAACUUAGGCAGGCUACAGUUAAAGUGAAGCAUACCUUCUUUUCCCCUAUUUUAUGUUGGGUUGCCUUUUUUAAAAGAUUAUAGGGGGUACAGUGUUUAGAUUUAGUGGGAUCUCUAGGUAUAACUGUAAUUUGAGCCCCAGUAUUAAGACUAUGAAGCUUUAAUGGGUACAUUUUAGCAAAUGUUACAGUUAAUUUAGAACCUAAGUUAUGGAGACACAAAAGCCAAUAGGCACCCUUUUAACUUUUGGUUAUAUCAAUUUUUUAAGUAUAAAAAUUUAUUUAUUUGUAAUAUUAAUAUAUAAUUUGUUGCAUAAAUUUUUAGUGCCUAAGUGUUGGAUAUCUAAUUGGAUCAGAUAAGGGACCUCCAUUUUAGUUUGGUUGUAUAUGUACAAUACGUGUAUAAUUUAUUCUAUAUUUGCAUUAAAAUGUUCUAUCUAUAUGUGUGUAUGCGUAUAUAUAUGCACACACACACAUAUACACACACAGUCUAUUUAUUUACCUUUCAUUUUCUCCCCUUGUACCUAGGAUUUUUCUUGCUUUUCUUUUCUUUUUUUUUUUUCCUGAUUUUGUGGCUAUUUAGUUGGAAGGAGGCGCUCCCAGCAUGUUGAGAGCAGGGUGUUCCGGAGUGUCCAAGCACGCUGGCCACGGUGGGGUUACAGGCUCACAUAGCUCAGGGGCUGCUGCAGGUCUCAGGGGAGUGGGACAAAGUGCCCCACCCCUCCCAUUUUCUUUAAACCUUGAGCCACUGGUCUCUGUGGAUAGAUCCUUUGUAUCCCACUGGAUGGAGGAACGGGUCACAACAGCUGCAAGGCUCCUAAAGCAACAUUUAAACCUUUUGGCUGCCGUCAUUUCUGUGAGGAGAGCGUCUCUCACCAGCCACAAGGCUGGAGGAUCCCUGAAGCACUUGGAGGCCAGUAGCCAGAUCCUUUCCCUGUAGUGCAAUUAAUUCCUUACUGGAUGUCAGGGGUGGGCCCUGUAGGUGAGCAGCCCACCACUGACUUCAGCGUUGCUGGCUCAGUUAUCAGACUCUCAUCCAACACAAGCUCGCAGGGAAUAACGUUCGUUGCUCCUUGUGGAGGGAGUUAGCCUCACUGCCCAGCGACCACCAGCCAAGCAAGUAGGUAUGUUCAGGUAGAGAAUUCAGAGGGACCCAGUGCAUCCAAUUAUAUGUCCCAGAAGGUGCCGCAUAGGAGACUACGAUUGACAUCACCCUAAUCUGCAGCACCAAGAACAGAAUGAGCUCAGUCCUCUUAUAAAUUAGGCUGGACUGUCACAGACGCUUUGGCAGACACAGCCUACGUGGUGCAGCCAAAGUGCAAACACCAGCAGUGGCCAUGCUCCCCAGGGUGGGUCCAGCUAGUAAGCCACGCGUGGCCAAGAGGCAAGGCAUGACCUCUGCCACACACAGACUCACCUGCUCACUGUGCCAGUGGUAUCAACAUGCACCCACAUGUUUAAUUCAUAAAGGAAAGGCUGAUGUCACUGGAAGAAAAGUUUGUUACUUGCACUUCUGGAGGAAAGGAGCGUACCAUGCCAUGCAGGGCCACAGGAGGAGGAGGCACUGGAGUGGUCAGGAGGCAGAACUAGGGACAAGCACAGGUAGGCAUCUUUCCAUGUGUCUCCAUGGCAAAGGCGAAGCUGGGCAGGGGCAGAGUUUAGGAUUGGCAGGUUUGACUCUCUUAGGCUGUAGUUAUACAGGUGGUCUCCAGCUGUCUGGUGCCUGGCCCUGGGUGAUGAGGACAAGGGGAUACUGCCUCCUGGGGUAGAAGAGACAGAUCGAGGAGUUGGCUCAGAGGACGGGCUCUGAAUUGGUUAGUGUGCAAAGGUGUGCUCCCAAGAGAGCCCUUUGCUCUAAGAAUUGGCUUACCCUGGGAAGGGCAGUCUCUCCCCAGUCAGUGAGGUCCCCGAGGUGUCAAAACAUUAUACAUUGUCAAAAAAAAAAAAAGCAUGAUUAAUAUAAGUUCAUUCUGGCAUUUCAGGAUACAGCUGCUAGAAGAGGUUUGUAGUCUCCAAAUGAGCGGGUUUUUCCUCUAGAGAGGGGCGGGCCUGGACCUUCAGGCACCCCUUGGUGUGUUUGGGAACUGAGGAGCAGAAGCACCUGCCUACAGCCCUGCAGCAAAGGAAGCUCCUCUCAGUCACUCAGAGCAGGGAGGGGCUGGGAGAGGCACGUGAGGCUCCCUGGGUACUAUGACAGUUCCCAAGGCAGGGGAUUGGCCCUGACCGUAAUAGAGAACCCUGAGAAGUUUGCUGUCAUGAGUCUGAAUUGGUUGGCACAUGUGACCUUUAAAGGAUGAAAAUGGAGUUUCCAACAUGAAUAUCUCUAACCUUUUGCUUUUCAGAGAUCAUUUUUUUAAAAAAAUUGCAUUGGGACCUUCAGUAUUUACCAUACAUUAAAGUUUUGUCACCUUUUGUACUAUAAACAGUUCAACCAGUGAUCAACUUCUCUGUCAUGCUGUUUACCCCACACACAAUUUUCCACUCAAUUCUGAAAAAAAAAAAAAAAAAAAAAAAAACAUCUGUUAGUAGAUAGGUUGGAAAGCUGUGUACUCUAUUCAUAUAUUGUUCUUUCAUGCUAGUGGAGAGUGGUGUCAUUAGCAUCUUAAUUUUAGAGUUGUGAAAUGAUUAUACCAAUUAAGAAUUGAAUGUGUACUUUUUUUCUAUUUAAUUAGAGCAAAUUUGAAUAAAUAAGCUGGUAUACGUAAACGUAAUAAUCAUGCUUUUUCCUGUUUGGAAUAGGCAGUGUGUUGUCAUAUCCUGUGAUAGAGGUCACUCAUCUGGCCUUAUGUUUCCUAAGUUUAAGUCUGGUUUGAAGAUGUUAUAGUAAUACUCAGUAUUUCUUGUUGCUUAAAUGAGACCAAACUUAAAUGUUACAGUAUUUACUACAUGUGUUCUUGUACUGUUCAUUUCAAUUAAUUGGUAUUGUAUAUCUAAUAUGUGAUAUUUGAACUCAAUAAAACGUACAGUGUUGUAAA